Mycena indigotica is the source of this 1941-nucleotide messenger RNA. RefSeq lists its product as uncharacterized. The record is from RefSeq and is a predicted model, not a curated record. The transcript has 4 exons. NCBI's taxonomy places the organism in Eukaryota, Fungi, Basidiomycota, Agaricomycetes, Agaricales, Mycenaceae. The coding region runs from base 1 to 1941 and encodes 646 amino acids.
AUGGCCUCGGCGUGCGUCCGCCGCGUCCAGGAAGACUGGGGGGACAUAUCCCAGCUGUCUCGGCGGGUCUCGGCGCUGUGCAACGCGCUGAACGGGCCGCGGUCGUUGUUGGCGGUGUUCCCCACAAGAACGAGGCGGCGCCAGUGUGGUUCUCAAAUCCCUGAAGGUUUCAAGAGGAACGGCCGAGCGGCUAGCUCUGCGCGCAACGGACGGGCCUGUUGCAAAAACCCGGAGCGGCGGGCCGAGUUCUCACGCGGCACGCUCGAGGCCGAGAUGGUGGGAAGCGCCAUUGGGCCUCUCCGCCUCCUGCAAAUCUCAAGAGAAACGGCCCAGCGGUUGGGGAUCUGCGCGCAGGACGAGCGCACGGCCUGCGCGCAGGCAGAACGCGAUGCCGCGGUGGCACGGCUGCAUGCGGUGGCCAGCGCGUGGACGCAGGUCGCGGAGCACCUCGCGCUCGCGGACGCACGGGCGCAUGAUGCGCGUGCGGGGUUCACGAGGCUUGUCAGGGAGGGCGGCGGGCCGCUCGUGUUGGCGGAGGCGGCGCCGCAGCUGAGUGUGCGGUAUGAGGUGCUGCACCAGGGGGAGAACCGGGAGCGAAGGGAGAAGUAUGCCGCGGGCCAGUCCGGGGCCGCUCAACACGCCCCGCAUAUUAUUACGCAGCAGGCGCCCGUCCCCGGGCCAACAAGUUUGGGCAAGCGCCCCCGCGGAGAGCAUGGGCUACUCGCCUGUGUACGGGUACAAGAAGCCGAGAGAGGGGGACUACGAUUAUGGCGCCUAUUCCACUUCCACGCGGUCAAGCGCCGGGCACAUCCCGGCACCGCCGACGCGGCACGCGACACACCCGCAGCCCGAGCGCGCAGCCUACCCGCCCGAGCGGCAGCUCUCGCAGCCGCACCCCGGCGCGCACCGCGAGCGCUCGCAGUCUGCGCAGAGCGAGGACGUCGACGCGAUGCUGCUCGAGAGCGCGCGGGCACGCGCCGCGCGAGCGACUGGCGUGCGGGCCGGAGGGACAGCUCGAAGGACAACUACUACGCGCAACACGCGGUGCCCCCUCCACCAGUCCCCGCCGCGCAGCCUCAACCUCAGUCCGCCGCGCAGCCGCUCGCUGCGCAGCCCACGCUCCCCGCCCCGCUGACCACGCCCGCCGCGCCGGCACCCCCCGCGCCGGCCUUCCCGGCCACCAACGCGCAGAACCAGCGCAUCUGCCGGCAGUGCGGGAUGGCCGGCCGCUACAAGGACGGGAAGUGCGUCGAGAAGUGGGGGCCGGGCCCGCUCGGGCCGGGCACGGUGUGCGACCGCUGCCGCAAGAAGAUGAAGCGCGUCGAGCGACGCGGGACGGCGGAGGGCCUCGUCGGGAGCCAGGGGCAGAUAUUGCAGCCGCCGCCCGCACCACAGGCCCAGCAGCAGAGGGUGGCGAGGAGCGAUACGGUGCUGAAUGUUUCGCCGGGGCGCCCAGAGAGAGAGCGGCAUGCGCAUGCGCAUGGACAUGGGCAGGAGAGCGGGCUGCGGUCGUCGCUGUCCGGCCCGGCGCAGGCAAGGACGCAGCACCGGCCGAGCCCGCCUGCCCCGCCGGCGCACGUGCCUUCCCGGGCCGCGCACCGCGAAGUCCAGGCACCGGGGAUCCUGCCCCCGCUCGCGCUCUCGAUGGGCGGCGCGGCGCGCACGCGCAGCCCGGGCACGAUCGAGCACGGGGCGCGGCAUGGUCGGUCGCCGAAGCACCAGCGCGACCCGUACGCGGACGAGGAGGAGGAGGAGGAUGCGGAGGCGGAUGCGGAGGCGGAGACGGAGGAGGUGGACGAGAUCAACGACGACGGGGAGCCCGGGCCGGCCGCGGAGAUGGACAGCGAGCUGCUCGACGCGGUGGACGCGGCCGAGGGCCGGAGACGCUCCGUCGAGUCGCAUGCGAGCGGGUCGCGGUCUGGUUCGGGGCGCGAGGAUUGA